Molecule: messenger RNA, 5923 nt
Organism: Anoplopoma fimbria (sablefish)
Lineage: Eukaryota; Metazoa; Chordata; Actinopteri; Perciformes; Anoplopomatidae
Gene: cdk13
Product: cyclin-dependent kinase 13
Biological process (GO): positive regulation of transcription elongation by RNA polymerase II; transcription elongation by RNA polymerase II; protein phosphorylation
Cellular component (GO): cyclin/CDK positive transcription elongation factor complex; nucleus
Molecular function (GO): ATP binding; cyclin-dependent protein serine/threonine kinase activity; RNA polymerase II CTD heptapeptide repeat kinase activity
Source: RefSeq, a predicted model, not a curated record
CACCGCUCAUGUGGAUGACGUACGCGGCUGUGAUUGGUUCCCACCGACGCACCGGGCCUGUAGUUUGAAAGCCGUCCGGGCCCUGGCGACAUGAACAAAGUUACAAUAUCUUCUUCCACAAAUAAAUACAAAUGAUUUUUUGUGCCAUCUUGCAACCUGUGACGAGAGGUGGAGCAGCACUGGUGACACCGCGUCUUGAGUUGCGUUGAACUCCACGCAAGGAAAGAAAAAAAAAAAAAAAAAGGGAAGCUAGCAGGCUAACGAGCUAGCAUGCUAACGAGCUAGCAUGCUAGCCGACUCGCGUGCUUACUCCACUUCCUUGUUGCACGCUGGAGUGUGAUGGGAGGCGAGGAGAAGUUUGAGUCGGAGUUUGUUUUCUUCUUCUUCCACUUCAACACCGUCUGGUCGAUGGGUCCACGUACUCGCAGGGAGCUGCACCAUUGCGGGGAGAUGUCGACCGGAGAGCCGCUGCGGGCUUUGAGCGCCACCGUCUAGCCGCGGACGCUGUUAGCUUCAGGAGGCUAGCUGGCUAACUAGCAUUAGCAUUAUUCUGAUAUUUCCGUCCUGGAGCACAAUGGUUGAGUGCCACCUGGCUCUGUAGCUGAGCAUAUUAUUGUGUGUACUGCUCUGUGUUAUAACUCGCUUUUUAAUUGCACAUGCUACGAGCUAGCUUCGCAAUGCUAACGUUGUGAUUUAGCUAGCUAGCUGGCUAGCCUGCUGUCUUGAUUGUGUAUGUUUGGCUCCACGACACGACAAGGAGCAUAGUUAAAGUGAGGUGUGUAUAUAUAUAUAUAUAUACAUACAUACAUAUAUAUUGAUCUCUGGGGGUUGUUUGGUGGAUAGAUGCCUAAUUCAGAGGUGCUUAGAGAGGCUCGGGGAAGGAGCCCCUCCAAUCAGAGGAAUGCUAACAGGCAGGACAGGAGGAGUAAACCGGGGAGCGGUGCUGCUCAGCGGGACAGGCACCGGGAGAAGAGGCGGCCGUCUGCUUCACGGAGGAAGAAACGCAGACAGACUAAGGGGAAAGACUUGUUGAGUGCUGGUGCAACAGGAGACCCUCAUGUGGACCGAAAGGGCACUUUGGUUAAAGACACAGAGCUGAGGACACUAGUAGAGUAUGAUGAUGUGAGCUCCCAGUCAGAGAGAUUCUCUGGCAGCCCCUCUCCUAAACUUGACCCCCAUGCUGACAGGCUCUCAGUGGACAGACUCAGUGAUACUGACUGUAAUGGACCAGCUUCCCCACACAGGAGACACCCGAGGGACAAGGCGGCAGUGUGUGUCAAAGAGGGACAAACACGAGGACCAUCCGAGAGGAGCAAGCCAGAGAAGGAGCAAAGCAGGAAAAAGGACCGCCAGAGCCGGGAGAGAGACUCCUCCAAAGUUAGGAGUGGAGGUAGCCUCGGUGGCUCUAAAAACCUCAGAGACACUACAAGGAGCAGUGACAGAAAUGGCAAAAAGACGUCUUCAUCUCAGGCCUCCCAAUCUGCAGAUAAAAAGGAUUCAAAGAGGCAGAAAAGUAAAACAAGAUCUGACAAAGAGACCCCAUCUGCAUACAGAGAUGCUCCACAGUCUUACAGAGAAGACCGGGAAGACCUCAGGGCAUACAAGAGAAGUCCUGGUUUCAAAUCAGAAAGUCCCUAUGGGACGUCUUAUUCAUAUAGCUACCAGUCUCCUGGUGGUUAUAACCAGCAAAUAUCUAGAAGGAGUCCAACUUACGGGAGCAAAAGACUCUCUCCCAGUUCUGCAUAUUACAGCCGGGACGUAGAUGGGUACGGGGCAUAUGGUAUGCCAAAGUCACCCAGUUCAUACUCCAGCAACAAAAGAAAGAGAUCUCCAGCGAGCCCAGCAAACUGGCGCAGGUCCCCAAGUUAUGGCCGACACAGUCCGUUCGAACAAGGAGAGUUCGGUGCAAGUCCGUAUGGGAACCGGAGGAGAUCACGAAGUCCGUACAGAAAGUCCCUGAGCCCAAGUCCAGAUGUCAGGCGUUCUGCUAGAUCACGUAGCAGAAGUCCAUAUUCAUCCACGAGGCAUUCUCGCUCUCGUAGCCGUCACCGCCACUCUCGCUCCCGCAGUCACCCGUCUAGCCUCUCCCCGAGCACGCUCACCUUCAAAACCAGUCUCGCUGCUGAACUCAGUAAGCAGAAAAAGGUCAAAGCGGCAGAAGCAGCGGCCAAGGCCAAGAACUCCAGCAACACAUCUACUCCAACCAAGGGUUCCUCAUCUGCUCCUCAACCCAGCCCCAAGUCCAAUCACACGUCCAGAAAGGGUCGCCCUCCGUCUCCACCGCAACCAGAGAAAGGUCCCAGAACUCCCACAUCGAUCCAGCCCCAGUCCCCCGCUGACAAGUCGGCCAAGAGGACCGCCGAGCACCAGACCAGCAGGGACAGAGAUGGAAAGGGGAAAGAUGACUCGGUACAUCGGGACAAAAGGAAAGCACCAGCAGCCGGACAGAGCAAAGACAAGGAAAGAGCCACCGUUCCGCUCAUCUCCACUCUACCAUCCCUUCCAUUGCCCCUAGCGGUUCUUGAGCACAUGAACAAAGGAGAAAGCUUGAAGGACAGCUUGCUCUCAGGGAAGAAAAAGUCAGAGAGAAAGGCCCGUCAGCUUCUCUCCGACUUGCCCCUUCCCCCUGAACUUCCUGGUGGAACGUCUUCCCCACGCAGCCCACCCGACGACAAAAAAUACCAAACUCUUCGCCGGAGACCUAAAAUCUGUGGCCCAAGAUACGGCGAGAUUAAGGAAACUGAGAUAGAUUGGGGCAAACGCUGUGUGGAUAAAUUUGAGAUAAUUGGAAUCACAGGGGAAGGCACCUACGGCCAGGUGUACAAAGCUAAAGACAAAGACACUGCUGAAAUGGUGGCUUUGAAGAAAGUUCGUCUGGACAACGAAAAGGAGGGCUUCCCAAUCACAGCCAUCAGAGAGAUCAAGAUUUUGCGACAACUCAACCACAAGAGCAUCAUAAACAUGAAGGAGAUCGUCACAGACAAAGAGGAUGCUCUAGAUUUCAAGAAUGAUAAAGGUGCUUUCUAUCUUGUAUUCGAAUACAUGGACCACGACCUAAUGGGUUUGCUGGAGUCGGGCCUGGUCCAUUUCAACGAGAGCCACAUCAAGUCGUUCAUGCGACAGUUGCUGGAGGGCCUUGAUUACUGCCACAAGAAGAACUUUCUGCACAGAGACAUCAAGUGCUCCAAUAUUCUGCUCAAUAACAAAGGUCAAAUAAAGCUUGCAGACUUUGGUCUUGCUCGGCUGUAUAACUCUGAAGAGAGUCGUCCAUACACCAACAAAGUCAUUACACUAUGGUACCGUCCCCCAGAGCUACUUCUGGGAGAAGAGAGGUACACGCCGGCUAUUGAUGUGUGGAGCUGCGGAUGCAUUCUUGGGGAACUGUUCACAAAGAAACCAAUUUUUCAAGCAAACCAGGAGCUUGCCCAGUUAGAGCUUAUCAGCCGAAUAUGUGGCAGCCCCUGUCCUGCUGUCUGGCCAGACGUCAUCAAACUUCCCUUCUUCAACACUAUGAAACCAAAGAAACAGUACAGGAGACGGUUACGAGAGGAGUUUGCUUUCAUCCCUCCAUCUGCCCUGGACCUGUUUGACCACAUGCUAAACUUGGACCCCAGCAAACGCUGUACAGCUGAACAAGCGCUGGGCAGCGAGUUCCUCAAGGACGUGGACCCAGACAAGAUGCCCCCGCCAGAUCUUCCACUGUGGCAGGACUGUCACGAGCUGUGGAGCAAGAAGCGCCGGCGACAGAAGCAGAUGCCGGAGGAAGCGGCGGCCCCUAAGGCGCCACGUAAAGAGCUGGGCCUUGACGACAGCCGCAGUAACACCCCGCAGGGCUUCCCUGCUCCCGGAGGCGUUAAAGCUCCGAACACGGCUGCUUCAGCGCUGCUGGACACAAAGGGUCCAAACUCCCAGUUAACCCAGGAGCAGCUAGCGGUCCUCCUGAACUUCCUCGGGCAGACCAAGGGUUCAGCCAACACGGCCCAGUUUGUCCAGUCCAUGGGCACAAAGGUCAACCAGGAAACGUUACAGCAGCUCUCCAAAGCCCUGGCGCCCACCGACCCAGCCGAGCCUCCUCCUCAACCCGCACCGGCGAACCUCCCCGCCCUCUGCCCCCCCGCAGGCGUGCCCCGUACGCCCCCGAUGCCCAAGCCUCCUUCGCCCCCCAUGUCUGCACCGCCGGGUAUUCCAGAAGGAGAGGCCGCAGCUGCCACGCAGACGGCCAUGACGAUGCUGAUCGCUCAGCUCCUGCAGGCUCAGCAGGCUCCGAGGCAGGAGCCGAGCGACGGUGGAGAAGGGGCGGAGAGCGUCAACCCUGCAGGAGCAGCAGCACCAGGAGGUCAGCCUCUACCUCCAGAGGUCAAACAGCCUCCAGAGCCCAGCCCCGUCUCUCCAGUGUCUGAAGUAGGUGGCGUGUCCAUCCUGCCCCCAGACCAGAGACCACCUGAGCCUCCAGAGCCACCGCCACACGCCGACCUGGACUACCGGCAGCCUCCACCUGAACCCAAGACUGGCCACGCUCCACCUAUUGCGUCUGCGGGCGGAGGUGACGGAGGGAGACCCCCAGAGCCAGACUACCCACCCCUCCCCACCGCAGAGGGGCCCGGAUACGGCGGAGACUACCCAUCCCCCCCGCCGCCCUUCACUCCUGCGGGGUUCGUGGACGGUUACAUGGGUCACAUGUUAGGUGGCGGCCUGCCUCCUCACGCUCUGAGGGAAGUGUUCAGCGGACCUGGCCCGGCUGCUAGCUCCUCAUCCGCCGCGGCCCACCCGGACCCCUUCCCCCCAGGCUCUGGAGCCACGGGACCCAGCAGCAUGGUGUUCACCGGAGACCAGGACCACCGUUUUAAAUACAAUCACAGUCCGUUACCUGUAGAGGGACCACCUAACCCCAGCGCUAUCCACCUGUACAACCACGCCUUGGCUAGAAAGGAUGGUGGGCCUCCUCCACCCAUCCCAGCACCGGGACAACCCUGGGGCUCCCCUUCCCAAGUGGGGGCUCCGCCACUACCCCUCGGCUUCGUCCCACACGUGAACUCGACAGCAACAAUCAGGGGACGAGGCCUGCCUUUCUGAAAGACUGGGAAUAGGAAACGGCAGUUUGUGACUAUGGACAAAAGGUUCGAGGACUCAGGUUUGAGCCCGAAGCCUCUCAGGCCAGGCCAGACCAGAGGGAUCGGGAGAUGCACACUCGGUUUGUAAUAACUUAAAUUUGUGUAAAGCAUUGUAUUCCUCCUCAGUCUGGAAUGUGGAGUACGUUGCAGAAGGACAGCCGAAUAACACCGCAGGAGCUUUUCUUGCUCAUACCAUUUUCCUAUUUUUUUGUAAUCUAUUCUGCUGUCUUUUAAAUUAAACUUUUACCUUUUUUGUGUGUACAUUUAUCAGGCCGGGUACAUUUUAAAUCUCUACCUUGGCCUUUCUGUAAUUGCUCCAGGGCAAACUAGUAUUAAUGUUUUGCACUACUGACUGAAGUAGGCGGAAACUAUUUUAGCUAUGAAAGGAAAUUGAUGGCGUGCUUUAUCUGCACAAUUAGGAAUACGACCAGUAAUGUAGUGUCCUCUUUUUAUUAUGGCCAUUAUUCUGUUGAGGCGACGAUGGCUCAGAUUGGGUUGAUGGCGUACGUACCAGCACAGGGAGAUAUUGGAGGAAUAAGGACUGUUCGUUCCAGACAGACUGGUAGCACUUGGACGGCUGCAGCGAAUCGGAUCUAUCUUCAUGGAGAAAGGCUGUUCUCAUUUUUAAAUCCCACAUGCCUUUUAUUUUUUUUCCCCCAAUAGGUGUUGUAAAAUCAUGAACAAAACAAAAACACACACACACACACACACACACAACCCAAGUUCAAAAACAAUGUCUGGUUUUUGUUUUUUUUGUACUGAAAUGAUUUUGUCCCUCUCCUUCCUCCUUUGGCAAAUGUUUAUUAAAGAAA